This is a messenger RNA of Gigantopelta aegis, 759 nucleotides long. RefSeq names its product probable E3 ubiquitin-protein ligase TRIML1. The record is from RefSeq and is a predicted model, not a curated record. Gene Ontology annotation, molecular function: ubiquitin protein ligase activity; metal ion binding. Gene Ontology annotation, biological process: protein ubiquitination. Bases 1 to 759 code for a protein of 252 amino acids. The transcript is spliced from 2 exons. NCBI's taxonomy places the organism in Eukaryota, Metazoa, Mollusca, Gastropoda, Neomphalida, Peltospiridae.
AUGGCUGAAAGCAGUGUUGUUCCACUCCUUGAGAUACGUGACGAGUUCAUCACGUGUGAGAUUUGUUUGGAGUAUUUUGAUGAUCAGGACAUAUCUCCACGUAUCUUGCCGUGCUUCCACAGUUUCUGCUGCCGAUGUCUGGAGUCGAUUUGGGAGAAGUCACCAGCUGGUGUGAGAUGUCCCAACUGUCGAGACCAUGAGAUACUGGAUCUCAAAGAUGUAUAUGAAGCAAAGAUAGACCACAUGAAAACAUCACUGAAAGAUAUUCAAACUUCAUCAGACAGAGCACAGAAGUAUACAUCAAGACUUUCUGAACAAAAUGCAACUCUAGAUUCGAUGAAAGAAAAUAAUUGUAAAUAUAUUGAUGAUUCCUAUGAAGAGAUUAUUCAAAAGUUGUCUGAGAAAAGAAAGCAGAUGAAAGAAGAUAUCAUUUCAAACAUAGACAAACAAAAAGCUGACAGAGACGAGCACAUGAAGUUGGUUGAACAGUCAGAAGUCCUCAAGGUGGACCAUGUUCUGCACUGUAAGCAAGCCGUGCAAUUCGCACGAGCUGCUGACUUUAUAGAAAUGGCUCCGACCCUUGAAGACAAACUUCGCUCUGUGAUGGAAGGUACGGAACUGGUUGAUAUUCCUAUACAAGAGGUUACCAUCGAUGACACGUUCAAGCAGAUAGAGAAAAUUAUCGAGAAAACUGGUGUAAUAUGGAAUGGAAUUAUUUUCAACAAUAACAACUCGGGUAUGGAAUUUGAUAUUUGUUAA